Colius striatus (speckled mousebird) is the source of this 2990-nucleotide messenger RNA. RefSeq names its product signal recognition particle 68 (gene SRP68). Gene Ontology annotation, cellular component: signal recognition particle, endoplasmic reticulum targeting. Gene Ontology annotation, biological process: SRP-dependent cotranslational protein targeting to membrane. Gene Ontology annotation, molecular function: signal recognition particle binding; 7S RNA binding; endoplasmic reticulum signal sequence receptor activity. The coding region runs from base 25 to 1848 and encodes 607 amino acids. The transcript is spliced from 16 exons. Lineage: Eukaryota; Metazoa; Chordata; Aves; Coliiformes; Coliidae. The record is from RefSeq and is a predicted model, not a curated record.
CGGCGGCGGCGGCCCGGGCGGAAGAUGGCGGCGGAGCGGCAGAGCGGCCGCGGCGGCGGAUCCGCGGAGGAGAACAAAGACAACAAGGAGAACGAGAGGCCGGCGGGGCCUCAGGCCGGGAGCCUCGGCGACAGCCUGGGCCUGGAGAUCCUUCAGAUUGUGAAGGAGUCUCAGCAGCAGCACGGUUUGCGCCACGGAGACUUCCAGAGGUACAGGGGUUAUUGCUCCCGUAGGCUGAGGCGUCUCCGAAAAACUCUCAACUUCAAGAUGGGAAACAGGCACAAAUUCACUGGGAAGAAAGUAACUGAGGAGAUUCUCUCAGACAACAGGUAUUUACUGUUGAUUCUGAUGGAUGCAGAGAGAGCCUGGAGUUAUGCCAUGCAGCUGAAGCAGGAGGCGAACACGGAGCCUCGCAAACGCUUUCACCUGCUGUCCCGCCUGCGCAAGGCCGUCAAACACGCCGAGGAGCUGGAGCGGCUCUGCGAGAGUAACCGCGUUGAUGCCAAAACAAAGCUGGAAGCUCAGGCAUACAUGGCUUACCUCACAGGGAUGCUACGUUUUGAACACCAGGAGUGGAAGGCAGCAAUGGAGGCUUUCAACAAAUGCAAGACCAUAUAUGAAAAACUGGCCAAUGCCUUCACAGAAGAACAGGCUGUACUGUAUAACCAGCGUGUGGAAGAGAUCUCACCCAACAUUCGCUACUGUGCCUAUAAUAUUGGUGACCAGUCUGCUAUGAAUGAGUUGAUGCAGAUGAGACUGAGGUCUGGUGGCACUGAAGGCCUUCUUGCAGAAAAACUGGAGGCACUGAUUACCCAGACUCGAGCCAAGCAGGCAGCCACGAUGAGCGAGGUGGAGUGGAGAGGAAGGACUGUUCCAGUGAAGAUAGACAAAGUGAGGAUCUUUCUGCUGGGACUGGCUGACAACGAAGCUGCGAUUGUUCAGGCAGAAAAUGAGGAGACAAAGGAACGUUUGUUUGAGUCUUUACUCAGUGAGUGCAGAGAUGCCAUUCAGGCUGUUCGGGAGGAUCUGAAACCAGACCAGAAGCAGCGGGAACACGCUCUGGAAAACGAUUCUGGGAAGGUGUCUAACAUCCAGUACUUACACAGCUAUUUGACUUACAUCAAACUGUCAACAGCCAUCAAGCGCAACGAGAGCAUGGCCAAGUCCCUGCAGAAAGCCCUGCUGCAGCAGCAGCGCUCGGAAGAGGACGGCAAGCGCACGCCUCGGCCUCAGGACCUCAUCCGCCUCUACGAUAUCAUUUUGCAGAACCUUGUAGAACUGACACAACUUUCUGGCCUGGAAGAGGACAAGAACUUCCAAAAGGAGAUUGGAUUGAAGACGCUUGUGUAUAAAGCUUACAGGUGUUUCUUCAUUGCACAGUCCUAUGUCCUGGUAAAGAAAUGGAGUGAAGCUCUUGUUUUAUAUGAAAGAGUGCUGAAAUACGCCCGUGAAGUUCAGUCAGGAGCUGGAGCUUACAUGAACAGCUUGAAGGAGCUGCCUGACGUUCAGGACCUGAUCACUCAAGUCAACGCAGAGAAAUACUCCCUGCAAGCAGCAGCUAUAUUAGAUGCAAAUGAUACCCAUGAGACUGAGUCUCCAUCUCAGGUCAAGGAUGGCAAGCCACUCUCAGAACGGUUUGAGACUUUCUGCCUGGAUCCUUCUCUUGUCAGUAAGCAAGUCAGCCUUGUGCACUUCCCUCCAGGCUUCCAGCCCAUCCCGUGCAAACCCUUGUUCUUUGACCUGGCUCUUAAUCAUGUUGCUUUCCCACCUCUGGAGGACAAGGUGGAGCAGAAGGCCAAGAGUGGCCUCACAGGAUAUAUAAAGGGCAUCUUUGGAUUCAAAAGUUAACCAGGACACCCUAAGGAACAGAGGUUUUAUUCUGUAUUGAAGGAAAAGCUCCAAGAGGUUGUAAGACACAAAUACCUGCACCUGAAAGCAACAGAAGGGGAAGCUUUACCAUCUUCCCUGUGUUCUGUGUCUGUGCACUUACAUUCUCUCCCAAUGUAUUAAAGACAAACAAUCUAUUCAGAAACACUUGUACACUAUAAAUAGCUGAGAAUAAUCUGGAGCACAGAGAAAUUCCAUUCUGCUUGGAGAAGCUGGAGCUUGUUUUGUGACCCAUGGCCUGUUCAGGGCCAGGGCACAUUUUCUUGCCAUGGACCAGAGAAUAGGUAUAAUUUGACUCCUCCUUUCACCCCAUUAUUUGACACUAUAAUUUGGUAUUUUGGUCUAGAAAUCUGGGUGUGAUGGGGAAACAGAGGUGAAAGUGGAGCUAAGGGCAAGGGGAGGCUCUCAGAACAAAGGCCAUGAGCAGCAGCCCGGGGGCAACUGCUUCCCUUUCCACUCCCAGAAGUCUCUGUGUAUCUUUUAAAGAUGUAACAUUCAGAAAUGACAAAACUGUCCUUACCAGUAAGGAUAAAUAGGCAAAUAGCCUACCAAAUGUUAAUGGUUACCCCAGGUGUGGUGGGAGUAUAGGCUGAACUGGUACUCUGGGCUGAUGGGAUCCUUCAUCCAUCCAUGUUUUGUUCAAUACCUAAAUACAGUUUAGAACCUUUCCCUACAAGGCUUUUCCUGGGAAACUGGCUUCAUGGCUGGCUUUAGAAACAGCUACUUGCUCUUCAUGGGAAUUUGGGUCUCAGUGUUUGCUCUGUCUCACAUCUAAACCCUGCCUGAAAUCAAGAUGAUCUUUCUUUUUUUUCCUGGAGUUCAUCUGUUGCUUUUUUUUCCCUUCAUCCUUGGUUGAUACAUACCCCUGAAAUGAAGAAUAAGCACCAGGAGACCAGUAGGUUCUUGAGUGAUAGAUCUGUGCCAUGCCAGCCAGCUGCUUUUUUUGUCUGAAGCACCCAGGUGCUGUGGUGACUGGCAGGUUCAGAUUGGGGGUAAUUUCAGCAUUGUGAUCAUUUAAACAAGAGGGGGGGGGAAAAAAAACCCCAACAGAGUACAUGGACAGAACUGUUCCUGAAUAAAGUAUUUGGAAGUUUCCACCAGCA